AUGGUACCCAUGCGGCCGGAGGAAAGGUGGGAGGCGCAGGGGGUGUCACGUAAACAGUCUCCGUAUCGCAACGCCGAGCUGAUCACACAAGUUCCGGGAGCAGUCGCUUCGCAGCGGUCAAAGUUUAUUUGGAGUCCCAUAUUUGAGGACUUCAUUUUAGAGGAAUUUGAAGGGGAGAAUUCUUUUGAAUCCAUCAUAUUUAACGUUGUGGAAGAAUUACUGAAUGUGGGGGCGGCCUGGGGAGGAGCGGGGCCCGAGCAGGAGGCGCCGGAGGGUGGGGUCAGGGGACCGGGGGGCGUGGGCCGAGGGCGAGAAGGGGCCGGGCCGGCGCUGGGGGCGGGACCAGGCGCGGUGGCGGUGGCGGGGGCUGCGGCGCGGGGGGCGGGGCGGCCGGGCCCGGGACACCCCCUCUCGGUCCCCUGGUGGGGCGGCUUCGGCUCUGGCAGCACUGGAGGCAGCAGCGGCUGGAGGGCGACUUGCGGGGUGAGCCCGCCACGGUGGACCCGGGACGCCAACUCCCUCCGCCGAACCGUCCCGCGGGGGCCGGCGGGACCCCCGCAGGCAGGGAGCGCCGGCGGCGGCCGCGGCACCAUGAGGCUGCCGAGGGGCGCGCUGCUGCUUGGCGCCCUGCUCUGCGCACACGGCCUGGCCAGCAGCCCUGAGUGUGCUUGUGGUCGGAGCCACUUCACCUGUGCGGUGAGUGCCCUCGGCGAGUGUACCUGCAUUCCCGCCCAGUGGCAGUGUGAUGGAGACAAUGACUGCGGAGACCACAGCGAUGAGGACGGCUGCAUGCUGCCCACCUGUUCCCCUCUUGACUUUCACUGUGACAAUGGCAAGUGCAUCCGCCGCUCCUGGGUGUGCGAUGGGGACAAUGACUGCGAGGACGACUCAGAUGAGCAGGACUGUCCCCCCAGGGAGUGUGAGGAGGAUGAAUUCCCCUGCCAGAACGGCUACUGCAUUCGGAGCCUGUGGCAUUGUGAUGGUGACAAUGACUGUGGCGACAACAGUGAUGAGCAGUGUGACAUGCGCAAGUGCUCUGACAAGGAAUUCCGCUGCAGUGAUGGAAGCUGUAUUGCUGAGCACUGGUACUGCGAUGGGGACACCGACUGCAAAGAUGGCUCCGACGAGGAGGGCUGUCCCUCAGCAGUGCCUGCACCCCCCUGCAAUCUGGAGGAGUUCCAGUGUGCCUACGGCCGCUGCAUCCUCGAUAUCUACCACUGUGAUGGCGAUGAUGACUGUGGAGACUGGUCGGACGAGUCUGACUGCUCUUCCCACCAGCCCUGCCGCUCUGGGGAGUUCAUGUGUGACAGUGGCCUGUGCAUCAAUGCAGGCUGGCGCUGUGAUGGCGAUGCGGACUGUGAUGACCAGUCUGAUGAGCGCAACUGCACCACCUCAAUGUGUACAGCGGAACAGUUUCGCUGUCGGUCAGGCCGCUGCGUCCGCCUGUCCUGGCGCUGUGAUGGGGAAGACGACUGUGCAGAUAACAGUGAUGAAGAGAACUGUGAGAACACAGGAAGCCCCCAGUGUGCCUCAGACCAGUUCCUGUGUUGGAACGGGCGCUGCAUUGGGCAGAGGAAGCUGUGCAAUGGGGUCAAUGACUGUGGUGACAACAGCGAUGAAAGCCCACAGCAGAACUGCCGGCCCCGGACGGGUGAGGAAAACUGCAAUGUUAACAACGGUGGUUGCACCCAGAAGUGCCAGAUGGUGCGGGGGACAGUGCAAUGUACCUGCCACACAGGCUACCGGCUCACGGAGGAUGGCCGCACAUGCCAGGAUGUGAAUGAAUGUGCUGAGGAGGGGUACUGCAGCCAGGGCUGCACCAACAGUGAAGGGGCUUUCCAGUGCUGGUGUGAAGCAGGCUAUGAACUACGGCCCGACCGGCGCAGCUGCAAGGCUCUGGGACCUGAACCUGUGCUACUGUUCGCCAAUCGCAUCGACAUCCGGCAGGUGCUGCCGCACCGCUCUGAAUACACAUUGCUGCUCAACAACCUGGAGAAUGCCAUUGCCCUUGACUUCCAUCACCGGCGCGAGCUUGUCUUCUGGUCAGAUGUCACCCUGGACCGGAUCCUCCGUGCCAACCUCAAUGGCAGCAACGUGGAGGAGGUUGUGUCUACUGGGCUAGAGAGCCCAGGGGGCCUGGCUGUGGAUUGGGUCCAUGAUAAACUCUACUGGACUGACUCAGGGACAUCAAGGAUUGAGGUGGCCAAUCUGGAUGGGGCUCACCGGAAGGUGCUGCUGUGGCAGAACCUCGAGAAGCCCCGGGCCAUUGCCUUACACCCCAUGGAAGGUACCAUUUACUGGACAGACUGGGGCAAUACACCCCGCAUUGAGGCCUCUAGCAUGGAUGGCUCUGGACGCCGCAUCAUCGCCGAUACUCAUCUGUUCUGGCCCAAUGGCCUGACCAUCGACUAUGCCGGGCGCCGUAUGUAUUGGGUGGAUGCUAAGCACCACGUAAUUGAGAGGGCCAAUCUGGAUGGGAGUCACCGCAAGGCUGUCAUUAGCCAAGGCCUUCCACAUCCCUUUGCUAUCACGGUGUUUGAAGAUAGCCUGUAUUGGACAGACUGGCACACCAAGAGCAUCAAUAGUGCUAACAAAUUUACUGGGAAGAACCAGGAAAUCAUUCGCAACAAACUCCACUUUCCCAUGGACAUCCACACCUUGCACCCCCAGCGCCAACCUGCAGGAAAAAACCGCUGUGGGGACAACAACGGAGGUUGCACUCAUCUAUGUCUGCCCAGUGGUCAGAACUACACCUGUGCCUGCCCCACUGGCUUCCGCAAGAUCAGCAACCACGCCUGUGCCCAGAGUCUUGACAAGUUCCUGCUUUUUGCCCGAAGGAUGGACAUCCGUCGGAUCAGCUUUGACACAGAGGACCUGUCCGACGAUGUCAUCCCACUGGCUGACGUGCGCAGUGCUGUGGCCCUUGACUGGGACUCCCGGGAUGACCACGUGUACUGGACAGAUGUCAGCACUGAUACCAUCAGCAGGGCCAAGUGGGAUGGAACAGGACAGGAGGUGGUAGUGGACACCAGUUUGGAGAGCCCUGCGGGCCUGGCCAUUGAUUGGGUCACCAAUAAGCUAUACUGGACAGAUGCAGGUACAGACAGAAUUGAAGUGGCCAACACAGAUGGCAGCAUGAGGACAGUACUCAUCUGGGAGAACCUUGAUCGUCCUCGGGACAUCGUGGUGGAACCCAUGGGCGGGUACAUGUAUUGGACUGACUGGGGUGCAAGCCCCAAGAUUGAACGAGCUGGCAUGGAUGCCUCGGGCCGACAGGUCAUCAUCUCUUCUAACCUGACCUGGCCUAAUGGAUUAGCCAUUGACUACGGAUCCCAGCGGCUAUACUGGGCUGAUGCCGGCAUGAAGACAAUUGAAUUUGCUGGCCUGGAUGGCAGCAAGAGGAAGGUGCUGAUCGGAAGCCAGCUCCCCCACCCGUUUGGGCUGACCCUCUAUGGAGAGCGCAUCUAUUGGACUGACUGGCAGACCAAGAGUAUACAGAGUGCUGACCGGCUGACAGGGCUGGACCGAGAGACCCUGCAGGAGAACCUGGAGAACCUCAUGGACAUCCACGUCUUCCACCGCCGGCGGCCCCCAGUGUCCACGCCAUGUGCUAUGGAGAAUGGUGGCUGCAGCCACCUGUGUCUUCGGUCCCCAAAUCCAAGUGGCUUCAGCUGUACCUGUCCCACAGGCAUCAACCUACUGCCUGAUGGCAAAACCUGUUCACCAGGCAUGAACAGUUUCCUCAUCUUCGCCAGGAGGAUAGACGUACGCAUGGUCUCCCUGGACAUCCCUUAUUUUGCUGAUGUGGUGGUACCAAUCAACAUUACCAUGAAGAACACCAUUGCCAUUGGAGUGGACCCCCAGGAAGGAAAAGUAUACUGGUCUGACAGCACGCUGCACAGGAUCAGUCGUGCCAAUUUGGAUGGCUCACAGCAUGAAGACAUCAUCACCACAGGACUACAGACCACAGAUGGGCUUGCAGUAGAUGCCAUUGGCCGGAAGGUAUACUGGACAGAUACGGGAACGAACAGGAUUGAAGUGGGCAACCUGGACGGGUCCAUGCGGAAAGUGUUGGUGUGGCAGAACCUUGACAGUCCCCGGGCCAUUGUAUUGUACCAUGAGAUGGGGUUCAUGUACUGGACGGACUGGGGGGAGAAUGCCAAGUUAGAACGGUCUGGAAUGGAUGGCUCGGACCGCACUGUGCUCAUCAACAACAACCUAGGAUGGCCCAAUGGACUGACUGUGGACAAAGCCAGCUCCCAACUGCUGUGGGCUGAUGCCCACACUGAGCGAAUCGAGGCUGCUGACCUGAAUGGUGCCAAUCGGCACACAUUGGUGUCACCGGUGCAGCACCCAUACGGCCUCACCCUGCUUGACUCCUAUAUCUACUGGACUGACUGGCAGACCCGUAGCAUCCACCGUGCUGACAAGGGAACUGGCAGCAAUGUCAUCCUGGUGAGGUCCAACCUGCCAGGCCUGAUGGACAUCCAGGCUGUGGACCGGGCACAGCCACUGGGUUUUAACAAGUGCGGCUCGAGAAACGGUGGCUGCUCCCACCUCUGCUUGCCUCGGCCUUCUGGCUUCUCCUGUGCCUGCCCCACUGGCAUCCAGCUGAAGGGAGAUGGGAAGACCUGUGAUCCCUCUCCUGAGAUCUACCUGCUUUUCUCCAGCCGUGGCUCCAUCCGGCGUAUUUCACUGGACACCAGUGACCACACGGAUGUGCACGUCCCUGUUCCUGAGCUCAACAAUGUCAUCUCCCUGGAUUAUGACAGUGUGGAUGGAAAGGUCUAUUACACAGAUGUGUUCCUGGAUGUCAUCAGGCGAGCAGACCUGAAUGGCAGCAACAUGGAGACAGUGAUCGGGCGUGGGCUGAAGACCACGGAUGGGCUGGCAGUGGACUGGGUAGCCAGGAACCUGUAUUGGACAGAUACAGGCCGAAAUACCAUUGAGGCAUCAAGGCUGGAUGGUUCCUGCCGCAAAGUGCUGAUCAACAACAGCCUGGAUGAGCCCCGGGCCAUCGCUGUUUUCCCCAGGAAGGGGUACCUCUUCUGGACAGACUGGGGCCACAUUGCCAAGAUUGAGCGGGCCAACCUGGAUGGCUCUGAGCGGAAGGUCCUCAUCAAUACAGACCUGGGUUGGCCCAAUGGCCUUACCCUGGACUAUGAUACCCGCAGGAUCUACUGGGUAGAUGCACAUCUGGACCGGAUUGAGAGUGCUGACCUCAAUGGAAAGCUACGGCAGGUCUUGGUCAGCCAUGUCUCCCACCCCUUUGCCCUCACACAGCAGGACAGGUGGAUCUACUGGACAGACUGGCAGACCAAGUCAAUCCAGCGUGUUGAUAAGUACUCAGGCCGGAACAAGGAGACAGUUUUGGCAAAUGUGGAAGGGCUCAUGGAUAUCAUUGUGGUUUCCCCUCAACGGCAGACAGGGACCAAUGCCUGUGGUGUGAAUAAUGGUGGCUGUACCCACCUCUGCUUUGCCAGAGCCUCGGACUUUGUGUGUGCCUGUCCUGAUGAGCCUGAUGGCCGGCCCUGCUCCCUUGUACCUGGCCAGGUGCCCCCAGCUCCUAGGGCUACCAGCAUGAGUGAACAGAGCCCAGUGCUACCCAACACACUACCUACCACCUUGCGUUCUUCUACCAUGCGGACCCGCACAUCUCUGGAGGAGGUGGAAGGCAGAUGCUCUGAAAGGGACGCCCGGCUGGGCCUCUGUGCACAUUCCAAUGAGGCCGUACCUGCUGCUUCAGGGGAAGGACUUCACAUCAGCUAUGCCAUUGGUGGACUCCUCAGUAUUCUGCUGAUUUUGGUGGUGAUUGCAGCUUUGAUGCUGUACAGACACAAAAAAUCCAAGUUCACGGAUCCUGGAAUGGGGAACCUGACCUACAGCAACCCCUCCUACCGAACUUCCACCCAGGAAGUGAAAAUUGAAGCAAUCCCCAAACCAGCCAUGUACAAUCAACUGUGCUAUAAGAAAGAGGGAGGGCCUGACCAUAACUACACCAAGGAGAAGAUCAAGAUUGUAGAGGGAAUCUGCCUCCUAUCUGGGGACGAUGCUGAGUGGGAUGACCUCAAGCAACUGCGCGGCUCACGGGGGGGCCUUCUCCGGGAUCAUGUAUGCAUGAAGACAGACACAGUGUCCAUCCAGGCCAGCUCUGGCUCCCUGGAUGACACGGAGACAGAGCAGCUGUUGCAGGAAGAGCAGUCUGAGUGUAGCAGCGUCCAUACUGCAGCCACUCCAGAAAGACGGGGCUCUCUGCCAGACACGGGCUGGAAGCAUGAACGCAAGCUCUCCUCAGAGAGCCAGGUCUAAAUGCCCACGUUCUCUUCCCUGCCAGCCUGUUCCUUCUCCUUUAUGGACCUCCAGUCCUAGUGCUCACUUACACAGAAGGCCCCUUUCCUAUGUGCUCGUUCUUCUCCUCCUAUCCCAUAACUGCUCCCAAGCUCAGGCUGUUUUCAACCUGAAUCCAUAACUACGUGUGCACAAGAAAUGAUGGCGCAUAGCAAGAAUUUAGACCUGGAUUUUACCAUGAAUCUCACCUCUUACACUCCAUCCUGGGCCCUUGAAACUGGGUUUAGUAAUAACUCCUCGUCAGUGUAGACCUCCACCUCCCCUUCCCCUGGGACUCUCAGUGCCUGCCCCAUAGUAUUGACACAGCUGAUCACCCAAAACUGCACUCUGCCCCAUCACAGCUGGCAUGACCUCCUCAAUGAGAGAACUUGCCUGCCAGGGGCUGGGGCAGGGGGUUGUGGGUAAAGAGAGUGAUGAAGGAUAGAGGCUGAGAGAAGGGAGGGUCAGCCCAGCUGGUAUGGGCAUCUAAGAAACCUCCAGCCUCAAGUGUGUUGGUAAUAUGAAAAAGCUUUGGGGGGUAGUUGUGCCCAAGUGUCCUGUCCAUUGCUGGCAGUGGACAUUGUUCUCGCCCCAGGAAUCACUGCUUUUCCAGCUGCAGAUACUGGUGAGAUGUAAGUGUUCUCAAGCUGUUCUUCCUCCUGCUGGAAUAUCUGGAGCCACUAUUACCUUCAAAUGACUGGGAGCCCCUAACACCCUCCACUGGCUGAUAUGAAUUCCCUCCUGGUGCCACCACUGGCCGGUACCUUUCCUAAGUCUUUAAGUAACCAGGUUGUGAGCCAGUGGCUUUAGUGAAUGUUGGGCCAUGGAGGCUGAGUCUCUAAAAUGUCUAAGAAGCCCUGCCUAGACCAAACAUAGCAUACCACCUGAACUUUAAUGUUCUGCCACUCUCACCCUCAUUCUCUGGGAUGCUAAGGAAAGAUAUCCUGAAAAAAUCUUUCAAAGAAAGACCAGAAUUUUUCAUAAAUGGUCAGGAAGAGCAGUUGGAUUAGAGACUUGGGACACCCAGGGCCUAAAUGGAAGUAUCCAUGAGGUUGAACCUCCUGUGUUCUUUCUCAAGUGCUCAGGGAUCUAAGUCAGUGGACAGAGAGCCUGUGGCUAUGGAGUGGUGAAGUUCCUAUUGUAACUCUCUUCUCAGCUGAGUGACCUACUUUCCAUGCUGAGAUGCCAUCAUUCGGUUCAUGUGCAUUCACACAAAGGGCAUGUGUUCCGCUAGUAUCAGGGGAGUUGAGACUGUUUUCUGCCCUACAACCUCUACCUAUUUUUUUUUUUUUUUUUUGGCCCAAUUUUCCUUUUCCUUUUUUUGGUGGCUGUCCAGUGAAGGGAUCCUAACUCUUCACCUUGGUGUUAUCAGCACCAUGCUCUUCCAAGUGAGCUAACUGGCCAGCCCCACCAAUUUGCUUUUUCUGACCUAGCCUUGUGGCAGCAGCAAUCUCCAAAAUCCUAUGGAGGAGGACUAAAUAAAGAUGCAAAGGGGUGGGCAAGGAGUAGAAAGAUAGAACCAAUCAUGAAGCCCUCCCAGCCCAGGGAAGACCCACUACUUUUCUCUCCAGGACAUAGAAGCAAUAGGACAAGAUGAUAGGGGUAAGAGUGGAGUGAGUGGAGGGCUUCUAGGGGAAGUUGCCUCAUUUGAAACAUGUCCCGUGGUUAUUGGUAUUGAGAAACCAGCUGUCAAACAUGGGUGAAAAAGGAUAAGAUCAAAUCUUUUCUGGUAGGUUCUAAGACAGAUGCCAAGCCCUCAGCCCCACUCUCGGUAGCCAGCCCCAGAUCUGGGCCUACAUAUACAGUGAGGCCUGGCUAAUGAGGCUUUUCCAGUGCAGGAAGUGGGAAAGGUGAGGUGCCACUUCCAGGAGGAAAGGGGGACAUUUCACAUGUGAUGAGGCAGUAAAAGAAGGAGCACUUUGGGUCCUCCGACUCACAGUUGGGGAGGAGGAGAGAAUAGAAAAGUGGCAUUUUCCUGAUUGGAAAGGGGAAAGGAUCUUAUUGCACUUGGGCUAUUCAGAAUGUAGAAAGGACAUAUUUGAGGAAAUAUCUAUUGGAGCACUGAUUUACUCUGUAAAAAGCAAAAUCUCUCUGUCCUAAACUAAUGGAAGUGAUUCUCCUGCGCUCAUGUGUAAUGGUUUUAACGUUACUCACUGGAGAGAUUGGACUUUCUGGAGUUAUUUAACCACUAUGUUCAGUAUUUUAGGACUUUAUGAUAAUUUAAUAUAAAUUUAGCUUUUCUUAAUCACCUCGCCUGGCUUGGAGUCAUGACUAAUCCUGCACCUGCUCUGUCUGGCAGACCCAUGCUGUGGAAAACCUGCUUGUAGACAUCACCUCUAAGUCCUUCAGGGAUGUGGGGACAGUGAAGAGCAAUAAAGGGUGUGAGGUUCCUGCUGGAGUCACAGCUCAUCUUGAGAACAUAGGUCAAGACCAGAGUUCAUUGACUCAAGAAACCCUUAUUUCCUCUGGAAGAGGAAUGACAGAUAAAUCUCAUGUUGUGUGCUAACUUUGAUUAGUUGGUAGUGGCUGCUUAAGGUUCUGUCCAGAAUCAGUGAGAAAACUAACAUGAUUGUUAGUGACAUCUCCUUCGGGCACCAGAAGAAAAUGUCAUGACAUGUAUACUAUGUACCUUCUAUUUCUGUUCUAGGUCUUUGAGGACUUCAUUGUCACAGAACUUGAGUGCCUUGCAGUGAUGGUCACUGGCAACAUUGUCUGAUAUAGUAAGAAAAGUAUUGGCAUGGGGACAAGGAGAGCUAAUUCCAGUCCCAGAUCUGCCACUAGCUCUGAAUGAUCUUAGUCAACUUUCAUAGUUACUCUGAGAAUGCGUCAAAUGAUCACUAAGAUUCCAUUUAUUUUUAAAAACCUGUUUUCUCAUAACUUAUUCACUAUAUCUCAGGCUGGAACAAGGAGCUGGGGAUCCCUUCUCAGGUUCUCUGGAUGUAAUACAUCUCAGUGAAAAUUGGGAAUCAUGCUAAUAUCAAAGCCAGAUGUAGAAUUUGAUGUCGUCUCAAUCGCUGAUUUUCUAAACAACAAACCAUCUAUAGAAUAAUGCCCCCAUUCACUCAUUCAUCUAUGGGCCAGGCAUUGCCCAUGCCUAAAUAAGACAUAAUCUCACAGAGUUUAGAGCCUAGCAACACCACUACCAGCAGCCACCAUGCCCCCCCAAAAAAGAGAGAAAAUGAAAGCAAGAAAAACUGAACCCUCUUGUAUUUAAGUGACAAGAGAUAUAAACUACAGUGUAUAAACUACAAUGUAUAAUUUUUCCAACUUUGGUGAGGGAUAAGUGUGCUAGAACAAAAACAAGUGGAACAGCUCAAGGAUAACUGUCCCUCCCCCACUAUUCUUUUUUGGAAAAAAACAAAAAUAAAAACUCACAACAGAGAAAAGGAGGACAUCUUGGGGGUGAAACAAGGGUUGGAAAUUCCUUGCCUGUUUCUCUCAAUAUAAAACCCGAAACUGAUAUGUACAGAGAAGGUGGGCCAAAUUCUACCAAACGAAAUAUUUUUGCAAACUAAUUACAUUUAAAAUGUAGUCACUGCCCUCUUUCUAUAUUGUAUGAAGAAACUGGAACCUAAAAUGAAAAGAUCUCUGGCUCAUAGAAAGGUUUCCAUGGCAUGCAUUGAAGCUUUCCCAAAACCUAGGCCUGAAGAAAACAAAGUCAGUGGUGCACAGGAACUUAGAAGAAGCAUCUAGAAGAGCUGAGGGUGCAUAAGGUUCUUAGUGUAAUGCACUAAUUGUAAUUCAAGGGUAUCCAGUAAGUUUUCUAUGAUUUCUGUUUAUGGACAUAAUGAUAAAAGAUAUGUAGUGGAGUCCUUUUUAAGGCUAAGAAACAAUCUAAUAACUGUGUCUUUUCUUCAUAUGUGAAAAUGACUCAACUGAUCCACUUAAUAGAAUGUGUAUUUUGGGAUGUUUUAGGCAGUCUUUGUUUUGAAACAUUCCCUCACUUGCCCAUUUACUUUCUCUCCAGAUCAUUCUCUCGUUAACCAGUUGGCAGAAGCUAACAGAGCUCAGCAUAGGGAACAGGGUUUUAUUUCUAAUCAUGGCUCCAACUCACAAUUUUGGACUCCUCAACAUGGUGUUAAAACAGACCCAGACAGCAUAAUUAAGGGUCUGAGUUUAAACCCAAGGCUAAGUUAGCCCCAAGCUACACUAUCUGCUUAUUUCAUUUUACAGGACAUAGAGAGCCAAGAACUCUCACAUAUCCUGCUCUUCUUGGUGGUUUUCCCUCCAGCCCUAAAAGCCUGCUGAUAGCCUGCUAAUGAGGUCCCCAUAUCUCCCUUCUGCCUCCUUCCUCUUUGGUGGAACUGAUGCUUCUGUGGUCAAAGUUCUUGGGCUAUGGAAAAUGGGAAAAUGGGGUAUGAGAAAAGAAAAGAUAAAGGCUAUUUAUUCCUUCAUUCACUCAACACCUAAUAAAUGCAACCAAGUGCAAGCUAGGAUAGGCCUUGCAAUCUUGGAGGCCAGUUUGAGGCACUAAAACCCAUAGCCACUUGAGAUCUGUGUUAAUGACACCACUGCUAUCUUCAGGGAAUGAUGCAUCUGGACUGAAGGUUCUAAGGAAGUUCAUCAUUGAAGCUGCUUCUCUUAGGCUGGAAAUAUGGAUCCAUGUCCCAUGGUAAGGAUGCUUCAACAAGAAUGCAGUUAGUGGUUAUGACAGAAUGAGCACUGUCUUAGCAGGCUUUUUCAGAAAUGCCCAGCACAGUUAUAUAGCAGCCACAAUGUGUGGCAUUUGUUUCCUUCUUCCAGUUGCAAGAAUAGUGUCCACUUUGAUCUCUAAUGCCUGCAAGGGCUUUACUGCCCUAUGAAUAUACUCUUUAUGUAGAACUAUUGAGAGGCCUCUGGAAUAAAAAAGCACACAUAACUAAUUAAUAUGCAGAUAAAUGCUAUUUGAUGAUAAUCUUGGACUGCAAAAGAUGACUGGCCAAACAUUUAUUGAACACCUACUACAAGCAAGGUACUGUAUUAGGUUUCUACAAAGCCCUACAGCAUCUGCCACCCUUCUUGCUCUAUUACCUGUCAGACUUCAUUGACUGCUGUCCUCCUGCCUACUAUACUGUUCUAGCUACACUGGCCUCCCUGUUCCUCAAACCUGCCAGGCAUGCUCCCAACGUAGGGCCUUUGUAUAGCUGUUCCCACUGGCUGGCACUUUCUUCCCCUGGUUAUACUCAUGGCUAACUCCUUCACUUUCAAGUCUUUGCUUAAAUGUAAUCUUCUCAAUGAAACCUACUUUGACCACCCUCUUUAAAAUUAUGGUCUUUCCAACCCCACUUCCCUAUGCAUUUUACCCUAUUUUAUUCUUUUUUCCUUUCCCACUACACAUAUUAUCUGAUAACACACUAUAUAGUUUAUUUAUGUGUUGCCUGUUUCCUCACUGUAAUGUGAAUUCCACGAGGGGAAGGAUUUUUUUUUUUUUUGGUCUGUUUUGUUCAUUGAUUAUCUCAAGUGCUUAGGACAGUUCCUGCACAUACUUGGUGCUCAAUAAAUAUUUGUUGAAUGAAUGAAUAAAUGAAUGGAAUCAGACAUCUAAUGCUCACCUUCUAGUAGGGCUAUACUAAAACUAUCCAACACAAAAAACGGAUUUUGUCAUCUUGUUCCAAAACUCAUCAGGACCCAGACUGCACACAUCUUUUAUUGAGCAAAUUCCAGGUUACCGUCACCCUCUCCUUAAAUGUAAUAUUCAAUUUAUUUCUGGUAAUAUUUAAAUAAAGUAAACAUGCCAAUGACCAA
Messenger RNA from Cynocephalus volans (Philippine flying lemur), 12051 nucleotides. It is a transcript of the gene LRP4, whose product is annotated as LDL receptor related protein 4. The coding region runs from base 1 to 6309 and encodes 2102 amino acids. Gene Ontology annotation, molecular function: calcium ion binding; protein binding; hormone binding. Gene Ontology annotation, biological process: receptor-mediated endocytosis. Lineage: Eukaryota; Metazoa; Chordata; Mammalia; Dermoptera; Cynocephalidae. The transcript has 39 exons. The record is from RefSeq and is a predicted model, not a curated record. Gene Ontology annotation, cellular component: signaling receptor complex; apical plasma membrane; plasma membrane.